Molecule: messenger RNA, 9047 nt
Organism: Musca domestica (house fly)
Lineage: Eukaryota; Metazoa; Arthropoda; Insecta; Diptera; Muscidae
Gene: cut
Product: homeobox protein cut
Exons: 7
Coding region: 1220-7792 (2190 amino acids)
Biological process (GO): regulation of DNA-templated transcription
Molecular function (GO): DNA-binding transcription factor activity, RNA polymerase II-specific; DNA binding
Source: RefSeq, a predicted model, not a curated record
UGUGUGUGUGCCUGCCGUGUGUUUGGCUGUUUGAUUGCUCUGGCUGGCUGGCUGGCUGGCUUACUCCCAUAGUUGUUGUGUGUUGUUUUUGUUCAAUGGGGUUGUGUAAGCUGCGUUAAUGUUCGAUUUGUUUAGUCAUCAGUUGAAUUCGUGACAGGCAACAUCUCAUUAGAUUAACGUUGCGCUGUCUAUCGGUUUUUUUGUAGUAAAUAAUCAAAUCAGAUCACACAAAAAACAACCAAACUCACACACACACAUAACAACAACAAAAAAACAAAACACACAUGUAAUAGCCAAGAAAUUUUCAAAAAUUAUUGGAAAAUUCAAAAUAAAAAAAAUAAUAUUGAAAAAAAAAAUUCUAACUGAAAAAAAAUCAUGGAUUAAUUCUGAAAUUAAAAAAAUAAAAUAAAAAAUAAAUGCCUAGACGGAAUACUUAUUUUAAAACCAAGUGGAACAAAAAUAACAACAACAACAUAAAACAUAAACAAAACAAGUGUUUACUGUGCUGAAAAUCUUGCCAACAACAACAAAACAAGUGUUUUGCGAAAAAAAAUCAAACCAAAAAAAUAUGGAAAUUUGAAAACCCCCCCAAAAUCAAAACAGAGUGUUAAGAAAAAAUUUUAAAAUUUAAAAAAAGAAAAUUAAAGAAAAAUGCUGUAAUUUUGAAAAAAAAUAUCAAUUCCUUGGAAAAAAAAUCUGACAACAACUCAAUGGCCAAAAUUAAAUUCAAAUUCAAAUUUGUGUUAGAAAAUAUGGUUUUGUGUUGAUAUUGAAGAGCAUUAAAAAAUAUUUAGUUUCAAAACCUGCCGAAUUAUUGGAAAAGUGUUUUAAGAACAAAACAGACAAACUGGAAUCUAUAACAGGAAAAACGUUGCUCUCCACAACAACAACAACAACAGCAACAACAUUAAGCCACCGCCCUAACAGUAGUGGUCCAUUGACAAGCGCCACGGCUGCUGGCCCCCCAAACACCUUCAUCAACACCAUCACCUCAUCUCCAUCAUCAUCAUCAACGUCAUCCAAGCCAUUGGCAUUUGCAUCAUCCGCAAGUGAAUCAAAACCAGCCGCAACCUCCCCCACAACAGCCUUAUCACCUGUGGCCGCUAAUCCAAUUAUCAGCUCCAACACCACCAUUACCACCACGGCUACCUCGACCAGCUCCAGCUCCAUCAAUAUUGAUCCAAUAGCUGUUGAGGCCUCCUCGAACCAAAGCAACCGAAUGCAGCCAACAUUGCCACAAACAGCCGGUACAGCCGAUAUGGAUUUGACGGCUGUACAAUCAAUGGAUUGGUUUUUCAAAAAGGAACAAAUUUAUUUAUUGGCACAAUUUUGGCAACAGAGAGCUACCUUGGCUGAAAAGGAAGUCAACACGCUAAAGGAACAACUGUCCACCAACACCCCCAACACCGACACCAACAGCGAAACCGACAACAACUUGGACUUGUCUCUGGUCGCUACCUCAACAGCAGCUAACAACAACAGUACGAGUAGUUGUAGUAACAACACAGAGGGCACCACCGCCGCUGCAACAGGUCACGACGGCAGCAGCUCAGCCAACGAUAUCCCACCAAACAGUAGUCGCCUAUCGCCCACAUUCGAUAGCCAUAACACAAAAUUGCUAAACAGUGUGGCAGCAGCCAUAACCCUGCAUCAGAACGGUGGUAAUCUAUUGGCCACCACGCCAUCACCCUCACCCCCGUUGUCGGACAGUGGGGCCCAGCCACUGAACGGCUGUCUCAAUCCGAAAUUGUUUUUCAAUCACGCCCAACAGGUUAUGAUGAUGGAAGCUGCUGCUGCAGCAGCCGCCGCAGCUGCAGCUGCUGUGCAACAGCAACAAUCGCCAAUGCACUCGCCGCAACCGGCUCAGAUUAGCGUUGAGGCCGAUGAAGAAAUGCAACAACCCACCAACAAUAAUAACAACAACAACAGCAAUCACAAAACAAAGGAUGCCCCCAACAUGGCUGCCUUAGAUAAGGUGACUGUCAGCGAUACUCAGGCCGAAGGUGUUGUGGAUGAUGACAACGAAGACGACGAUGACAACGUAGAAGAAAGAGGAGCAACAGAAACGGAAAAAGACAACAUUAAUAAUAAUCGUAGAAGUCCAAAUCCCAACAAUGGCGCAACGGAAAUGGAAGCCACGGGAGUAGAGGAUGAAACGGAGGCCAAUAAUGCCGCCAGCGAUUGUCCAACAUCGAUAAAUAAUAAUAAUAACAAUAAAAAUAUCAAUAGUUUUAAUAGUGAUAAUAAACAUAGUUUAAAUGCCAGUUGUACGGAAACGGAAAAGACAAAUGCCACCAAUGCUAAUAGCACCUCGACCACCACAAACCCCCUCACUCACCCCAACAGCAUUAGUGCCACAAAUCUGUUGUUGGAUAUGGAUGUAGCCAGUAGAGGGUCCUCCUCGUUUAUGGAUUCGAAACAUUCAGAUUUUGUAGCUGCCAAAGAAAAAGAGAUUAAAGCCUUAUUUGAAGAAGUUAAACGUUUAAGAGCCAUCGAACAAUCCCAUUUGGUACAAAUUCAUCGUCUCGAGGAGCAUUUGGAAGCCAAACGCCAGCACAUCGAACGUUUGGAAGCCAAACUGGAUAAGGACCAAAUUAACGAAGCUUUACAGGAGGCAAUUAAAUCGCAACAACAAAUGGAAACCACGAAAACCGCCGCCGAAAGUAGUAGCGCCCCAGUGGCGCAAAUGGUCAUCGACGAUGAGGACGAUGAUGACGAUGUCGAUGACAUCGAUAGAGAACAACACAUUCAUGAGGAGGAAAAAGUUGAGGGAACGGAAAAUAAUAACUGUGAUGAGGAAGAUGACGCUGACAAUGACGGCGACGAUGAGGAUUUGGACAAGGAAAACAACAACGACAAUGAACAAAAUCAAAAUGCCAACAAUUCGGAGAACGACAAGGAUUUCAUCAAAGUCAAAAAGGAAACACAAUCACCCCUUUCACUGGAUUCCAUUAGCCAACAGAAUGCCAUUGCCGCUGCUGCCGCCGCUGCAGCUGCCUGCAAUAAUGAUCCCAAUAAAUUCCAAGAAUUACUCAUGGAACGUACCAAGGCCCUGGUGGCAGCCGAGGCUCUGAAGAACUCUGAAGAGCAAGCUUUAGAAAAAAGCCGGGAUGAUGAAAACCUUAGCUUACAGCCCACAACAUCAUCAUCAGCUUCAUCCAAUACUUCUUCAGAUCGACUUCAAGUCAACAACCAGACAAUCCCACAAUCAAUAGAUAAUGCCAACGUAGAUGAGUCCAAACAGGAAGCCUCAAAAGUGCCAAAAAUAGAAAUUUUAGAUGAUGAGGAAGAAGAGGGGGAGGAGGAGCAAAAAGAAAAAUCCGUUUCAUUUGCUUCCAAAGAGUCUAUCAUCAAUUUGGAAGAUGAAGACAAAGCCAAUGGCGGCGAGGAGGAUGACUCCCAGAAUUUUAAACAAAAUGUUGAACGUUUCGGCUCGUUGUUGGGUGAGGAACUGGUGAAUAGUUACUGGCGUAAUCGGGGGGCCUAUCACCAGCAUUAUCAUCAGAAUCAACAGCAACAACAACAACAACAACAGCAAAUGGCCACCGCAACCCCCCACCCACAUUCUUCACAUCCAUUAAUGAUAACUCAAAAUGCCGUCCAACAGCAUUACCACCAACAGCAACAACAACAACAGCAACAGGCCACAACAACUUCCACCUCCUCUUCUGCUCUAAUGCAUGCGGGUUCCACACCCCCCUGUGGCCCCUCGUCCACAACUUUGCUUAGUCAAUUAGUUAAUUCCACAUUUUCCACACCCACACCCACCACCUCUGCAACUCAAAAUUCCUCUUUACGUUCAACAGAUGCCCACUAUCCGGCGCCCCAACACCAUCAUCAUCACCACCACCAUCUGCAAAUGCCUCCCCAUCUGGGCGGGGAUCAUCACGACAAAUCGGCAGCAACCGGCAAUCACCAUCAUCAUCAUCCCGAUUCGACCGCGUCCAAUGCCAGUACCCCCAACUUGCAAGAUCAACGUUCGGAGGAUCACUACCAACACCACCAGUCGCUGUCCCUCAAUGGUUCCCUCAAGAACUACGAAGACAACAACAACAGCCCAGCCAACAAUCAUCCUCUGGGCGGCCACAGCCAUGGCCUGCCCCAUGGUUUCUUGCCCGGUCUACCAUUCCAGUUUCAAGAUCGUGGCCAUUUCCGUUUUGCCGACGAUCUGAAACUUCCACCCGGCACCUCGAUGGCCGGCCGUUUGGGUGAAUCACUGAUACCCAAAGGUGAUCCCAUGGAAGCCAAACUCCAAGAGAUGUUACGCUACAACAUGGACAAAUAUGCCAAUCAGGCACUGGACACAUUGCAUAUCUCAAGGCGUGUGAGAGAAUUGCUGUCCGUGCACAACAUUGGCCAGAGAAUUUUUGCCAAAUAUAUUUUGGGUCUGUCACAGGGUACCGUUUCCGAGUUGCUCUCCAAGCCCAAGCCAUGGGAUAAGUUGACCGAAAAGGGACGUGACAGCUAUCGUAAAAUGCAUGCCUGGUCAUGUGAUGAUAAUGCGGUGAUGCUUCUCAAAUCGUUGAUACCCAAGAAAGAUUCCGGCUUGCCGCCCUAUGGUGCAGGACGUGAUGAUUCCAUGUCAGAUGAUCGCAUUGCUCACAUUUUAAAUGAGGCCUCUUCGCUUAUGAAGGGCAGCCCCGGAUCAAUGCAGCAACGUGGCUCUUCAUUGCAAGAAGAUUCGCACAGCAAUGAGGAUUCCAAGUCACCACAUCAACCCUGCUCUUCGCCGUUCUACAGGGACAGCCUGAAGUCACAAAUGGAAACAAGUUUACCGGCCCCUGGCCAUUUGAGGCCAGACGAGGUGAAUCCCGAGAAAAUGGCACGCCUCUACCAGGAGAUUAUGGCUCGGGCUCCCCGGGAAGCUUUUCCAGGUUUUUUGCUUUCUCCCUUUUUCAGUGGCGGUUUGCCCACAGGCAUGGCUGGCAAUGCCUUCCCCGGCCUGGCAGCUGACGAGAACAUGCGUUUGGCCUUUGAACGGGAAAUGAACAAAUUGCAGCAACAGCAGCAGCAGCAACAACAACACUCGCAACCUCCCAACUUUGCCAAUUUCUCUAGUCUGAUGGCCCUGCAACAGCAAAUGUUGAAUGGCGCCCAAGACCUGACUCUGGGCUGCAAAGAUGAUGUGCCCAAUCCCUCAUCCCAGAACAAGGAUUCCAAGCUGAAUGGCCAACGUCAUUCCUUUGAUGGCUCAUCACAGAAUUCCCUUAGCAAUGCUGGGCUUGCCUCAGCCGCCGCCGGCCAGUCUUCUACAACACCCAAUGCCAAAGAUAUUUCAACCUCCGAGGGGGAACGUCUCUAUUCGGGUAUGGUGAAAAAUGAGCAGGGCAACAAGACCCCUGCACCACCGCUUUCCAGCAAUGCUUCCACGACCAACACCAACUCCGCAGCACCCAGCCCCCUUAGCAAUUCCAUACUCCCGCCAGCAAUGACACCCAACGAUGAUUUUGGAGCCACCGCCAGUCCAUUGCAGCGCAUGGCCUCCAUUACCAAUUCCCUGAUUACUCAGCCGCCCGUACCACCUCACCAUCAGCCCCAGCAACGUCCCACCAAGGCCGUCUUGCCGCCCAUUACCCAGCAACAGUUCGACAUGUUCAACAACUUGAAUACCGAGGAGAUUGUGCGUCGCGUCAAGGAAGCCCUUUCGCAGUAUUCGAUUUCCCAGCGCCUGUUUGGAGAAUCGGUUUUGGGUCUGUCCCAGGGUUCAGUAUCAGACCUACUGGCCCGCCCCAAGCCCUGGCACAUGCUCACCCAAAAGGGCCGUGAACCCUUCAUCCGCAUGAAAAUGUUCUUGGAGGAUGACAAUGCGGUUCACAAACUGGUUGCCUCCCAAUAUAAAAUUGCCCCCGAGAAGCUGAUGAGAACUGGCAACUAUGCCGGUGGGCCACAAAUUCCCCCAGGAUUGGUGGGUAAGAUUCCUCCCUCCAUGCCCAUGCAGAAAAUGAUGAGCGAACUGAAGCUGCAGGAACCGGCUCACAUUAUGCAGCAAAUGCAGGCUGCUGCCGUUAUGUCUGCCGCCAUGCAGCAGCAUCAACAACAGCAACAACAAGCUGCCGCCGCUGCGGUGCAACAAAGCCAACAGGCUGCCGCUGCCCAGGCAGCUGUGCAAGCAGCCCAAGCUGCAGCUGCUGCCCAGGCCGCUGCCCAGCAACAUCAUCAAAGUAUGCUGCUCACCUCACCGGGCCUGCCACCCCAACAUGCUAUACCACUUCCUGCCGCCACCUCCAAUCCCACAUCGGGCGCCAGUACCCCAGCUGGCCAGAGCUCCGAAAAGAAACAGCCCAUGAUGAUGCCCAUCCACUCGCCCCACCAAGCCAAUGCCAUGCGCAACAUGCACCAACACAUGUCACCCACCGUCUAUGAAAUGGCUGCCCUCACCCAGGAUUUGGACACCCAAGUCAUUACCACAAAAAUCAAGGAGGCCUUGCUCACCAACAACAUUGGCCAGAAGAUAUUCGGAGAAGCCGUUUUGGGUUUGUCUCAGGGUUCGGUGUCCGAAUUGCUCAGUAAGCCCAAACCCUGGCACAUGUUGUCCAUCAAGGGUCGGGAACCCUUCAUUCGCAUGCAGCUAUGGCUGUCCGAUGCUAACAAUGUGGAUCGCCUGCAGGCCUUGAAAAAUGAGCGCCGGGAGGCCUCGAAACGCCGACGUUCCACGGGACCCAAUCAACAGGACAACAGCUCCGACACCUCCAGCAAUGAUACCAAUGACUUCUACACCAGCAGCCCGGGACCGGGUUCGGUGGGCAGUGCCGGAGCCCCUCCCAAUAAGAAGCAAAGGGUACUCUUCUCCGAGGAACAGAAGGAGGCCUUGCGCCUGGCAUUCGCCCUGGAUCCCUAUCCCAAUGUGGGCACCAUUGAAUUCCUGGCCAAUGAAUUGAAUUUGGCCACGCGCACCAUCACCAAUUGGUUCCACAAUCAUCGCAUGCGUUUGAAGCAGCAAGUGCCCCAUGGCCCACCUGGCCAGGAGACCAACAUACCCACAAGAGAGAAUACCAAUUCCACACCAUUUGAUCCCGUCCAGUUUAGAAUUUUGUUGCAGCAGAGAUUGCUGGAACUGCAAAAGGAACGCAUGGGCUUGGGAGGCAACAAUACCCUGCCCUACCCACCCUACUUUGCUGCGGCCGCCUUGCUGGGCAGAAGUUUGGCUGGCAUGCCAGGAGCAGCCGGUGGUGCUGCCCCCAAUGAGGCCGAGUUGAGGGCAUUGAAUCAAAAAUUCCAAGAACAAAUGGCCGGCUUAGAUUUGUCCAUGAGCUCGCUGAAACGUGAGCGCAGUGAUGACUUCGAUGAUGAUCUGGACGAUGGCCAUAUGAGUGAGAAUGAGAACGAUUCGCUGGAUGGUGAGACAGAAAAGUCGGGAGAGUUUAAGGCCCUUAGCAAUCAUGCCCAACAGUUUUUGAACAACAUGCGUUUGAAUCGUCGUAAACCUGCCGCACCACAAUGGGUUAAUCCUGCCGUGCCCUCGGGCCAAGUGGCCGGCCAAAGUGGAGAAUCUGCCACAGAGCGCCUGCUAAAUGGUGAGGAAUCAUCGACCAGCCACCACCACCACCAACAGCAGCAUGAGGAGGAUAUGGAACAAAACCAACGAGAGGAAGAAGCUGGAGAUGCACCCCAUCAUUUGGUCAUGGAACCAGAGGUAUUAAUCAAACAAGAAAAAGAAGACUGUGAAAGUGAUAGCCUAAAGGAGGGCAAUGAGGGAAUGGCCAGAAGCCAAGACGAAGAUGUGGCCUCGGCCUCAGUAACAUCAGCAGCAGCAGCAGCAGCAGUCACGAAUGCCUCAGCGUGGAAUUAUUAGGUCCGGGAGCGAGAGAGCAUGUGAUAUGGCAACUGCUUGGCCAACUGAGCAGAGAGAAUAUCAUUAGGUCUCCUUUUACUCUUGCUGGAUACUCUUUGCUCAUCUGGGCCCCCAAACAACCAAAGAUUAAACCCAGAGAGGCAAAUGAUUUUACAGUGAGUAAAAGAGUUCCCGGCCGAGAGAGAGAGAGAGAGAGCUGUAAUAAUUAAAUUAACAACCUACCCAGAGAAAGAGUGCAAUGAGAAACAAAUCUCUGAUAUAGCCCCCCAAAAACAAAAAUUAAAAAUAAAUCCAAAUUAUUUUCUGUUGUGAUUAAGUUUGUAAAGAGAGCGGGCAAGAGCCUUGGCUCUCCCCUUGUAAAUAGUAGAGGUAUUAAGAGAAAAAGAAAAAUGGAGUUAAGGCCUCAUUGCCCCUCUCCUGCUUCAAAACAAAUGAGUAUUAUCCAUUGAUUUCUAAGUUUUAGUUGAUAAAUCAAGACUGUAUUUGAUAAGUUUCAAAGAUUUAUAAUUUUUUUUUAAAUUUUAUUUUAAUAUUUAUAUUGUAAAUACUAUUUUUUUUUUUUUAAUUUUUAAUGUAUAUAAAGCAAGCGAAAACAAACAAAUAAUGCAUGAAAGAGAAACAAUGAUUUAACUUCCUUUUUGAUCUCAAAAAAAAAAUUAAGAAAAAAAAAACAACAAACAAAAAUAACGAUGACUUUUUAUAAUAAAACAAAAAAAAACAAAAAUUAUUAAAAUUCAAAAAAAGGUAGUUAAACCAUGAGAAAAAAAUUAAAAAAAAGAAUCUCUUUUUUUCUAAUCCCACGUUGGGCGCCACAUACACAAUAAAUAAAAAAAUAUAUUAAAUAUAUAAAAAUAAAUUAAAAAAAAAACAUUAUAAUAUUAAAUGUAGAUGAAUUCUUCUUAAACAUAAAACAAUAAUAAAAGAAAUAAAACUUAAAAUAUAGAAAUUAAAAAUAUAAAAAAAAUUAAAAAUAAAAAAUCCCCUCUUUAGCAUAUCGUUUAUUCUUAAAUAAUAAAGUAAAAAAGAAAAUAAAAUUUAAAAAACAACCUUCAAUAAGUUUUCCAAUACCUAAUUAUAAAACAAAUGAUGAGACAUGCAUACAUACAUACCUACAAGAAAGAAAUCCUAAGUUUUCCUAAUUAUUUAUAAAUUAAAAAAAAAUAAUCUUAAGUAAAAAUAAACCCACAAACUCCCAUUGUAAAUAGAUUUUAUAAUUUUAAGCCAAACACAGUUAUUAAUUAAUUAAUUAUUAUUA